Molecule: messenger RNA, 938 nt
Organism: Cataglyphis hispanica
Lineage: Eukaryota; Metazoa; Arthropoda; Insecta; Hymenoptera; Formicidae
Product: MIT domain-containing protein 1-like
Exons: 6
Coding region: 163-891 (242 amino acids)
Source: RefSeq, a predicted model, not a curated record
AUAGCACAAAAUUGCAGGAUCCAAAAAAGCGCAAGAUUCGACCUUUUAUUUUGGUUUUAAGGAAAACCAUGAUCCUUCUGCUCAGUCGCUACUUUUAAUAAAAGGGUCAUUCGUCUCAGAAAGUGAUCUGCGACAUCGGAGUCUUGAUUAUCUGACGGAACGAUGGAAUCAGCGGCGGUGUCAGUCCUUACACGUGCGGUGGAGAUGGAUACAAAGGAACAAUUCACAAUGGCAUUGGUAUUGUAUCAAGAAGGCGUACAGAUACUCCUCGACGCUGUAAAAGAGACAAAGGAAGCCUAUAAGGUGGAGUAUCUCACGAUCAAGGCCAAGGAGUAUUUGGACAGAGCCGAAAAGGUGAAAAAACUAAUUACUGCGAGGAAAUCGGCCGGUAUAUACAGGGAAUUAAUUAAGAUUGAAAAUGGAUCCACGGGGCACGGCUACGCGAGUGUUUUUAGCAGAUUCUUGAAUGGUACUGUUACAUAUAUCAACAUCGAGGAUCCAUAUAUACGAACCUUUCACCAGUGUCAAAAUCUAGUUAGACUAUGUGAACUAGCUGUUCAAAAAUGCUGCGCAUUGACCAGAAUAUCCCUGCUUACAACUUACGAAUCGGAGGAAUCUAAUCAAAUUAAUCAAAUUACUAGAUUAGCUGAAUUAAAGGAAAGUUUAGCAUCUCACAAGAUCUCCUUUGAUUUCUCUUUUUCUGAAACGUUGCAUGACAGACAAAUUACAUUAAGUAAUGGAUGGGUGGUAAAAAUCGGGCGUGGAUUAGAUUAUUUUAAAGCACCAGAGGGCAAAUUCGUUCUUGGUUCAUGUGAUCUAGAAUUAAGACCAUGCUUGGAGACUACCAUAGACAUUUUUCACAAGACUCAACUUCAAAAUGAGACAAGAUAGUAGAGCAUAACAUCGAUUGACAAUAAAAAUAUGGUUAAUAUUUUUUA